AUGCCCUCGCAACGGCUAUUGGUGGUUCUUCAUGUUGCUUCCCUACUCACUUCCCUGAUCGUUAUUACUUUGUCUUUUACCACCUCUGCCUCCCUCUCGCUCUGGUGUGCACCAGUCUUCGGAAUCAUGACCUUCGCCUACCAUUUCGUCCUCCUGCUCCUGGCCUUCACCCGGCCGCAACUCAAACCAAUGUCAUGGGCCGGAACGAUGGCUAUGGCGUACAUCCUCAGCUGCUGUUGGCUCGCCGGGUACAUCGUCAUGAUCGUUGUCCGACUAGCGGGGACAGGCGGUGUCCUCGUCCUGGAAAUCCUCGGAACCAACUUCCACUUUCCUGUCGGCCACCGCAUCCUCGACAAAUGGCAGUUCGUUCUCCACGCAGCAGAAUGGGUGCUCCUCGGAGACCUAGCCAUCAGAACGACAGUCCACCGUCGGAGGUUACUGAAGGAGAAGGGAAAGCUACCUCUAUACCAUAACAGAUCUGACCCGGAAGAGACUAUGGACUGGAGAGGAUCCACCGCGACGAUAUCCGCGACAUAG
This is a messenger RNA of Coprinopsis cinerea okayama7#130, 537 nucleotides long. RefSeq lists its product as hypothetical. The record is from RefSeq and is a predicted model, not a curated record. NCBI's taxonomy places the organism in Eukaryota, Fungi, Basidiomycota, Agaricomycetes, Agaricales, Psathyrellaceae. The coding region runs from base 1 to 537 and encodes 178 amino acids. The transcript has 2 exons.